AUGCACAAUGAAACAUUACAUACUCGAGAUUAUUUAACUGAAUUCGGCACCAAUGAUUAUCUGAGUGCAUAUACACGCUUUAAAACUAUUCCAUGGUUUAUGGAACAUAUCAAAGGAUUGGUACGUGUUUUUGUUAACAAUAGUUCUCAUCUUGGUAAUGAACGAGCUCUUGAAUUUGGUGGUGGACCAACUCUUGUCUCAUCUUUUGUACUUGCACAAUAUGUUCAAUCGAUAACAUUUUCUGAGUAUGUACCAAACAAUUUGAAAGCAGUAAAUGAUUGGAUAAAUCAAGUUGACGGUGCUUUUGACUGGACUAAUGUGUUUAACUUUAUUAUCGAACAAUAUCAUCAACAGACAGGCAUCACGCUUUCAUUAUCAGAAUGCGAACAACGUUUACGUACAGGUCUUCAACGAGGAGGUGUUCUACGAAUUGCUGACGUGAAUGAACAAUCUGGAUGUUCUGUACUUGAUAAUCCAGAUAAUUACAAUCAAUUUGAUAUUAUUCUUAGCUCCUUCUGUCUCGAAGAUGCUUGUCUUACAAAAGAAACAUACGAAAAGACUGUCGAGCGACUAUGCAUGCUACUAAAACCGGGUGGUUUUCUUGUUUUAGCACAUGGACGAAAUCAAACAUUUUACUACGUCAAUGAUAAACGCUUUUUUGCUCAAUAUAUGAAUGAACAAUCUGCACGAGAGACACUGGAGAGAAUGAACUUAAUCAAUAUUCAAACUUCAGCUGUCGACCGAACACCUAAUGAAUACAGUGAUUCAGAUGGGUAUUUUAUUGCAUGUGGAUAUAAAAAGAAAUAA
This is a messenger RNA of Adineta ricciae, 807 nucleotides long. Lineage: Eukaryota; Metazoa; Rotifera; Eurotatoria; Adinetida; Adinetidae. The record is from the annotation of a GenBank genome assembly.